Xenopus laevis (African clawed frog) is the source of this 1336-nucleotide messenger RNA. RefSeq names its product nicotinamide N-methyltransferase. The coding region runs from base 275 to 1054 and encodes 259 amino acids. Lineage: Eukaryota; Metazoa; Chordata; Amphibia; Anura; Pipidae. The record is from RefSeq and is a predicted model, not a curated record. The transcript has 4 exons.
GGUUCCCAUCCUGUAAUCUGUGCAGCACACUCAUAGGAACCAGUUGUUUGAAGCACUUUAUAUUUAUUCAUAUUUUGAUUGUAAAACCUGAUGGGAAGUGCCAAAAGCAAGUGGAGCACAAAUUAUUAGUUUUCUAUUUGCAUAGCAAUUGCAGGGUGUAGGCAGAACAAGACCACACAAAGUAUCAGGUUUCACUAUAUACUGUAGGUUACAAGUGUACAAGGAAAGCACAGAAGUUACUCACCAGUCUCAGUGAUCAUAUCUGAAGGAAGAUAUGGAAAGUGACUCGGAAACCCAUUCAACGUGCAACAAUAAUUUCGAUGCCAGAAAAUAUCUGGAGGUUUAUUAUGGAGUCGAUCCAAAAACUCAGCAAGUGGAUGUAGAGUCAAAAUUUGUUCUUGGGUUCCUGCAUGACGUAUUUGCUUCAGGUCGUGUAGCAGGAGACAGUUUGAUAGAAAUUGGUGCUGGACCUGUGUUAUAUCAUAUUGUAUCUGCUUCAGAACGAUUUAACACCAUCUACCUGACUGAUUAUUGUGAAGAAAGUUUACAUGAAAUAGAUAAAUGUCUACAAGGGGAAAAUGAUGCUUUUGAUUGGACACCAUACUUGAAAUAUGUAUGUAACCUGGAGGGCAACAGGUCUACUCCCAAGGAUAAAAUGGAAACAAUGAAAAAGAAUAUUAAACUAAUGAAGUGUGACGUAACGAUGGCUAAUCCGCUACAACCAAAUACAGUGCCCCAAGCAGACUGUGUCAUAGUUGCAGGAUGUCUCAUAUGUGCUUGUAAAACCCCCAAUGAUUUCCAAAAUGCUUUAAAUAACAUUUCAUCCUUAGUAAAACCAGGGGGGUAUCUGAUCAUUGUUGACUACCUGGGUGCCUCCUAUUAUCUGAUUGGUCAAACAAAGCUGAAUCUUCUCUCACUUGACGAGACUAUUGUCAAGCAAAAUGUAAAGGCCGCUGGAUUUUGUAUAGAGGAGUUUGAGGUUGGGAACAACUUUGGCAUUCCACAUGAGAUUUUUAAUUGUAAGGAGGUGUUCUGUCUCCUUGCUAGGAAGUGAAACAUUCUUCCGGAGAUGCUGCAUCCGAACAGCUUAAAAGGAAUGUUUUCCAAUGAGCUGUGUUUGUUAUGAUAAUGUGAUAUGAUAAGUAUGAAGCGCCAUGUCUUAUACUGGAGCAUCCAGUACCCUGUCUAUGAAGAGAUCUGUAUUGGAAGCAUCUGUAGGAACCCCUGCCAAGGUCAAGUGAACCUGAAGUGUGACAUCCUGAGUUACUUUUCAUUGGCAAAAUGUUAAUGAUUUUUCUGUUGAGUAGUUGACAAAUAAUAAACAGUACAAAUAGCA